AUGAAUAGCGAAUUUGUUCGGGCAAUCGCUGAAGACUUGUUUAGAAUCCCGUCAAAAAUUUUGAAACAGUCUACUAGCGCUCCUAAUGGUAGCAGCAAUAAGGAGCUAGAAAAUGUUUUCGAGCAGAUCGCCAGCGUAGUCAAGAAUAACCAGUCCACAGUGGUGAGUAAGCUUGACCAGUUUUCCAGCUCUGCAGCCCAUGCUUUGGUGGCUAUUUUUCAACGACAUCCGCUUUUCAUUGAUUACUUGACAUUGACAGGGCUUGCAACCGCUUUGGUUGUUGUUGGCAGUUUUGCCUCCAUUAGAAGCAUUCCAUACACCGCUCUACCGCCAACUCAAGUACAUCCCUCGUUUGAUCCGUCCGACUACGACUUGGACCAUGAGUGCCAAAUAAUCUACGCGGAUGAGAAGCAAAAAUGGACGGAUAAGCUUGAUGAAAGGCAGGCAAUCGUUCUGCCUUUGACGAGUGCCGUCUUAUUAUUAGCCUUAUACGUGAUUAUUACGAAACUGAAGGUGGAGUGGAAGAUCUAUCUUUUGAAGCUGUUGAAUUUCAACAUCGUCCUGGUAACUUUCCCAGCGGGCCUCUUGGUUUACACUUAUUUUGCUAACUGCUUCACCAGGCAUCUCUCGAGAUUGGGAUCUUGGAAUCCUCUGAUGGUGUCUCCCCGAUUCAGGGUCACCAUUUCAGACGACAACGAGGCCGUCAACCGAGCAGGGUGGUUCGUUCAUAACUUCCAAUACCGCGAGGCCUUGACAGAUGAUCUUGGGUACGAGGGAGUUGUGGACAAAAUCAAGAACGAUCCCUGGGAGCGGCAAUUGUAUUCUCGUGAGUUGACCAAUCCCAGCGAUGUCAAAUCCAAUCGUCAGUUUGUCAACAUGUACCUUAACGGGAGCAUGCUGUUCUCUUGUAUCCUCUCAGCGGCUACCACAGCGCUCUACGUCUGCUUCCCGAACGAUUGGUUGAUAAGAAACAUGAUAAGCAUGAACUUAGCUGUUUGGGCAAUUUCCCAGAUGGAUUUGAAGAACCUGAAAUCGGGCGUCCUAGUUCUGGUCGCCCUGUUCUUCUACGAUGUCUAUUUCGUCUUUGGUACUAGAGUCAUGGUCACAGUAGCAACCAGUGUCGAUUUACCCAUCAAGCUCUCGCUACCAAGCAGAUUCAACACAGUGCUGAACAACUUUGAAUUCUCCAUUCUAGGUCUCGGCGAUAUAAUUCUGCCCGGUAUUUUCAUCGCACUCUGCUACAAGUAUGACAUAUGGAGAUGGCAUUACGUGAAUACAGAUACCGAGUUCCAUCUUCUGAACUGGCAUUACAUUGGAAGAUACUUCAUCACUGCGCUGCUGAGCUACAUCGUCGCGCUGGUAUCGUGCAUGUCGGCCCUCACGCUCUUUGGAGCCGCCCAACCAGCCCUUCUAUACAUCGUUCCCUUCUUACUGAUCUCAACCUUGACAAUGGCAUGGGCCAGCGGCGACCUGGGGCAGUUCUGGAGUUUCCAAUACGAUACCAUCGAGCUGGGUGAGAAUAAACUCUCCAACUCGGAUUCCGAGCCGCUAACCACCUAUUCCGACUACUUGCGAUCCGAUGAUCUGGACAACGAUGACAGCGAAGACUACACUAACCAGGAUGCCAUAAUGGACUACGAGAGUGACAACGACGAUGACGACGAUAGCGACAAUGACUGCUCUCAAGAAACCAUUCCCGAAUACAAGCCUACAGACUUAUUGCGUCUUCUGGACGACGCCGCUGGGUCUUCCGACGCUGAGGAUGCGGAUUUUGUCCUGCAAGAUGACGACGACGUCAGCGACUCCGACACAAUUGUUCUUGAUGAAGAGGAGAAUGAAUUGGCUUGA
Molecule: messenger RNA, 1848 nt
Organism: Torulaspora globosa
Lineage: Eukaryota; Fungi; Ascomycota; Saccharomycetes; Saccharomycetales; Saccharomycetaceae
Gene: YPF1
Product: aspartic endopeptidase
Exons: 1
Coding region: 1-1848 (615 amino acids)
Biological process (GO): membrane protein proteolysis
Cellular component (GO): membrane; lumenal side of endoplasmic reticulum membrane; cytoplasmic side of endoplasmic reticulum membrane
Molecular function (GO): aspartic endopeptidase activity, intramembrane cleaving
Source: RefSeq, a predicted model, not a curated record